GUCCACGACAUACAAUAAGGAAGUAAGCCGGAGACCAGCUAAAUAGCUCAAUAAGUUAAAUACUAUUAACAAUAACGAGCAAUUUACCUCUAGUUAGCGAACCAAUCGUUCUAUAUGCAACCAUGAUAUGGUUGUGAGACUAAUAUCACCUUUUUAUAAUUCAAUAAUAAGCUCACGGGAACUUUUAGGGUGGUUUUAUAGAAGCUUUCCGUUUUGUUUACUGUGGUUACCAUGAUGCUAGCUAGCUAGCAGACUAGCUGAGCAGCUAGCUAAGCUAGUCAAUUGAUUGUUAGCUAGCAAAAAUUAUAAAUCGAGUUGUUUAGGUGGUUGUCAACCUAAGACUUUAGAUGUAUACUAACCAACGCGUAGCUAUCUGUAUUUGCAGUUUAUUAACUAGCAGUUUAUUAACUAGCAGUUUGGCGUGUGCAAGCUAAGUGAGUUUGCUGGACAAUUAAGUGAGCCAACCACCUAUUAAUAGCUAGUCUAGCUAACCAGUUGCGAUUAUUUAGGAAGCUCAGGAGUUGACAUCCACCACUUUUUGAUAGCAGCUUCUUCAGGUCCUAGUAAAUCUCAAUUUGGCCUCCACCAUGUCAAUCGACUUUGAUAGCGCAGCCCUGCAAACUCAACAUGAUGAUGAGGAGGAGUACGAUCCAGAGGACUACGCACGAGAACAAGAGUUGCACAAGCUGCUGACAGACCUUCCAGAUGACAUGCUGGAGGACAGCAGGGAGGAGUCCUCUCCAGAGCUGGAUUACUCUGCCUGCAGCAACCAAGACUCCAGUAACAGACAACAACAAAAAUGGCCCCAACAAACUGAAUGGUCUGAUCAUAACAGACAACAAAGAUCUGCCUCCCAUGUAGAGAACUCUGAGGACAAUUUCGACCAAGGCCCCUAUCAUGUUGAGUACUCCUAUGAAGAAAGAGUUUUGGAAAUCAAUGGCCAUGCUAAUUCUCCUCAAAGCCAGCCUCUGCCCCAUACCUGGACCCAGCCAGGCCAGGAGUACCAGUACAACCAUGUGGGCUACAGGUAUGCCAGCGCGGGUACAGAGAAGCCUGUAGCCUGUGCUAGUAUCUCCACAGAGGAGCAGUACGAGCAUGAACCAUACCCUCAUGGAGCUGCCGGCCAUGCAGUGGAAUACAGAGGGGAGGAGGGGCAGAGGGACACACAGAGCUAUGGAGGUCAAAACGGCACACGGCAACAGUUUCAAAACGUUGAGGAUGCGGAGUCCGGGGACAGUAGGGUGGAUCAUUACAAAGCCAGCUACCAGCCCUGCCAACCGUCCAGCCAGCCCAAGAUGUUCAACUCAGAGUCCUGCCAAGAAGGCGGACAUUUUGACCAACUGCAGAGGGAAUUCUUGGACUCCGCUCAGAACACUGCUGAGAGUCAACAGCUUGCUCAGAUGGAGAUAUUGAACAAGGCCCAGCUGAGACAAAUGGAAGAUCUGGAACGUAAACUGGAGGACUCAAGGCGCAACAUGAGAUACCUGGAGCAUCAGUUUGCCAUUGUGAAAGAUGAGAAGGAUGGGAUGGUGGUGACUCUGAAGGAGUCCAGCCGGCUCAUCGAAGAGGCACAGGAUCGAGAGGUUCAGCUGCUGAGUACUGUGAAGUCCCUGGAGCAAAAGGUUCAUUCUCUGACGGAACGAGACCACGAAAACACGAAGAAGCAGCGCGUGGCGGACGCCGCGGUGGACAGCAUGCAGCAGCAGAUGAUGGAGCUGGGGCGCUCCGACACGCUGUCCAGAGCGCGGGAGAAGCACGACCGGGACAUGUCUGCCGUGAGGGAGAAGCACGAGGCCAAGCUGCUAGUGCUGCAGCAGCAGAUGGACACCUGCUCCCAGGCCCUGGAGGAGCAGACGGAGCUGGCCCAGAGACUGCGGGAGCAGGUGAAGCAGCUGGAGCGCAGGAGAGAGGAGGAGCAGGUGGAGAGAGCUGCAGUCAUCAACACCCUUACUCAGCGCCUGGAGGAGGGCCAGCAGCAGUGUGCCAAACUGCUCCAAACAGGUUCAGUGCAAGAGAUGAGCCAGUUGCAAAUCAAACUCCAGCAAGUUCAGUCAGCCAAGACCUUGAGUGAAAACAUGAACCAAGUCCUCCAGGAGGACCUGAAUGAUCUGAAGGAGCAGAUCACACUGUAUGAGUCAGUGGUAAAGCAUGGAGUGAUAUCGCCAGACCUCAACAGGGACUGGGAAAGACAUCUGUCAGAGUCUUACGUGGAUUUAGGAAUCAAGGAGAAAAACUUGAAAAACGUCCGGGCUCACAGCACUCCCCUGGCCGGCCUGUCAGGCCCCUCGCAGCCCCGGGACGAGGCUGUGAGGGAGCUGAGGGCUGAGCUGCAGCGCUCUCUCGCCUGCCUGAAGGGCAAGAGGCAGAAGAUCAGCCUGCUCCAGGAGGAGCUCCGCCACUCGCGGGAACGCCUGGACAAGCUGCAGGCUCAGCUGGAGCAGGCUCAGGUCACCACCGCCACGGUCAGAGGAGCCGCCUCAGAGAAGCUUCCGGACUCGACAGCUGUCCAGAAGGACGUCUUGAGACUGCAGGAAGAACGACAACGUCUACUAGAACAUGUACAGCUGCUAGAACAAAAGAACAAGGAGCUGAGGCAGAGCGAGGAGAAGGUGAGGGCGGCCAACACAGAGCUGUGCUCCAAGAUGAGGGAGAUGAUCCAGGAGCUGGACCAGGAGAAGCAGGAGGCCGCGGAGAGGUAUGAGAGGACCCACCUGCAGUACAGGGACGACGUGGUGAACAGGCUCCGAGCACAGCUGACCCUGGAGCACGCAGAUCAGCUCCAGCAGCUCACUGCUGAACACCAACAGCAGCUCCAGCAGCUACAAUGCAAACUGUCUGAGGUCAGUGCUGAGAUCGUGGCUGUGCAGGAGUGCUACAUCUCGGUCUGCAAGGAAAAAGACCUGCUGGAAGAGAAACUGCAGAGCGGAUCUGAGGCAGAGGCUGAGAUGAGGGAGAACGAGCUGAGGAUGAGAGAGGAGAGCCGCACAGCCCUGGAGGAGAUGAGGGCCGAGCUGGAGAGGCAGCAUCAGACUGCAGUGGACCAGCUGCAGGCUGUCUGGUCUAGUGAGACAGAGAGACAGAUCCAGGAUCAGGUGACCUCUGCCAAGGCUGCAUGGCAGGAAGAGCAGGAACAGAGGGAACGUGCCUGGGCUCAGAGGCUGGAAGAGGCCAGGGAGGAGGCCAGGGAAGAGGCCAGGGUCCAGACCCACAGAGCCAGCCGUGAGGAGGCCUCCCAGACGGAGGGCAGGGCCAGCCCUGAGAGCUUCAGCAGAAAGGAGCUGGAGGACAGGCUCAGGGCUGAGAGACUGAGGCUGCUCCAGGAGGCUGACUCUGACAAACACACGGCCGUGCAGGACACUCAGAGAGAGAUGCGGGAGAUACACCUGGAGGACAUGACCAAGCAGGUGGAAGGCGCAGUAACCAGGGCCUACAGCCGCUGGCUUGAAGACCUAACCUCUCUCCCAGAGUACAAAGCGAAUCUCCAGAGAGAGCGAGAAAAAUGGGACGAACGACAGGACGAACAUGUUCAAGAGCAGGUGUCCUUGGCUCUGAGGGUGGCAGAGGACCAGUGGCAGCAGAGGCAGAGUGUGGCUCUGGAGGAGCGGGGGCCAGGGGGCCAGCAGGUGGAGGAGCUCCAGGAGAAGCUGGUGUCUCUGCAGAGCCAGCUGGAGCGCGUGAAGGGGGAGGAGCCCGCCCUGCUGAAGGCGGAGCUGGCCGGGGCCAAGGCUGUCUGGAACCGGGACAAGCAGCAGGAGAUGUCCUCCCUCCAGACCCUCCAUGAGCGGGAGCGUCACGCUCUGAUCCAGGAGCAGCGCGUCACGCUGGAGCAGGAGGUGCAGCGGGCCGUGCAGCGGGCCAGGGAGGACGCCGAGCGCCACAGGAAGCAGCUGGUCCUGCAGAAGGAGGCGGAGCUUCAGCAGGCUCUGAGGGACAGGCGGAAGGAGUGGAGAGCCCAGCAGGAGAGCAGGGACCAGGAACUGAGGAGGCAGGGCAGAGAGGAGGCCCAGCAGGAGCUCCAGGCUGGGCUGGCUGAGGCCCUCAGAGAGGCCCAGGACCUGCUCCUCAGAGAGGCCCCCACUCAGCCCCCUAACAGGGGGGAGGACAGGCCGGCCUGCUGCUCUGCCCAGGAGGGGGGUAUAAGACACAUCCUCCAGUCGGCAUGCAGAGAGAUGAUUUCCAGAGCUGUGGGCCAGGCCAAGAAAGAGUGGGAGAGGAUAAGUGAGGACAGACUGGCUUGUGUGUUGAAAGACACCCAGCAGUGUCACGAGAGAGAAGUCAGCCAGAUCCACAACACGGUGGCCCAGAAGAGACAGGAGGGGCGUUGUGGUAAACAGUGCGCUGAGACUGUGGCCAAGCUGAGGAGGAAGAACCAGGACCUGCAGAAGCAUCUGGAGAAGGCCUGUCGCCAGCUCCAGCUCACCGUCAGAGAGAACAAGGCCAGCAUGCAGCGCCUCAAAGAGGAGCACGAGGACAGGAUGCGGCGGGAAGAAGAUGCCCUGCAGAAGCUGGGGGGAAAGAAACAGCCCCAGGAAUCCUCUCUCGGCUCAGAUAACCCACAGAGUAUUCAAGCUGGCCUUGAAGAGAUGAAGGAACAGUACAUGAACGCUAUCGGAAAGAUCAGAGGAGACAUGCUGCGCUACCUCCAGGACAGCAAAGAGCGAGCGUCUGAAAGGAUCCGUGUGGAGGUGCUCCGGGAGAGGAGGGACACAGCCAGGACGAUGAGGCAGUACUACCUGACGUGUCUGCAUGAGCUGCUGGAGGAGAGCGGGCAGAGCACAGGAGCUGAGAAAAAAAUUAUCAAUGCUGCAAGGAAGCUAGCAGCCAUGGCCAAGGCCCUGGAGACUCCUACCAAGAAGAACUCAGCGACGUAUCGCACCCUACAGCGUUCAUCAUCAAACACCGACGCUACCAUCGAAAACAACCGCGGUGGAGUUUCCAGUUCCAGUAAACAUCAGUCACCCGAAGCCUCCGUCCCAGAAACCAGCUGUGAGAAGUGGACAGUGGAGAGCAAGACAGACAGGACAGAACCAGCAAUGUCGAGGACCAGGACCAAGCCCACGGGAAAAGCCCUCUACCAGGACCUCCUCACGAGCGGAAAGCUGAAAACACCAAAAGACGCUUCAUCUAAAGCCCACCUCCUUCCAGCUCACCCCCCCUCUCCCCGACCCGCUCCCCAGGCUGGGCAGGCCUCGCUGGGGGAGUUCCACCACAGGGGUUUGACUGACGCCAAUGUGACUCUGCGGAACCAGAGCAGAGAGGUGUACCUGCAGGGUGUGGACACAGCAGACGACCCCCUGGAUUCCCAGAGGACAGCCACUCUCAUCCAGGAGACUCCCGUCAGGGACGGCGGCCAGAGCGACUGGAGUUUGUUCAGCAACCCCGGACCUGGAGACGUGUUUAUCCCGGUCCACUCCUACUCCAGCAGGAGGGAGGACACCCCCCUCCUCCCUCUGUCUGCUGCCUCAUCUGACCUGCGGGAGUUUGGAAGCCUCACCGCUGACCACUCUGACAUGACUGUUUAUAAGGAGAUAGCAAACAUGCCACCCCACACCAAAGACUCAACGCUAACCAGUGUUCUGAGGAGUGCACACAGGGAUCCUGUUCCAGGCUCUGAGGGGAAGAUACUGGCCCCUCUGUGCUCCAAGAGCCUGUCCCCAGAGCUGAAUCUCUGCCAGCAGGACAGUGGCUUCGACAGUCCUUUCACCUUUCGGAAAUGAGAGAUGAAUACACACCAGGGGAGGUCUUGUUUUAAGGGAUUUUCCCUGCGUCAAAUUAAUUUGGUAUUUCCUGUCGAUUAAUUCUCUGUCAUGUUGCCGCUUCUGCCUUCCGUUUGUGUAAGAAGGGGCACAAUCGUUCCUCUUGAAUAUAGAGUGGUGUGUGAGGUGAAUGCCAACAUGAUAGUUUGAGUGUUGUGGGAAUCAAGUGAGAAACCUUGUUACACGUCUCAGUUACCAAAUUUCUAAAUGUCAUUGUUGAUUUAUGGAUUUCUGAGGUUUUAUGUAGUUUUUUUAAUUUAUUUUUUUACAUUUUAUAUUUAUAAAUUAAUUAGAUAUGCUGUGCAUAAAAAUAAAAAUCCAAUAUGA
Molecule: messenger RNA, 6083 nt
Organism: Osmerus eperlanus (European smelt)
Lineage: Eukaryota; Metazoa; Chordata; Actinopteri; Osmeriformes; Osmeridae
Gene: cep152
Product: centrosomal protein 152
Exons: 28
Coding region: 588-5717 (1709 amino acids)
Biological process (GO): centriole replication
Cellular component (GO): centrosome
Source: RefSeq, a predicted model, not a curated record